Molecule: messenger RNA, 189 nt
Organism: Theileria parva strain Muguga
Lineage: Eukaryota; Apicomplexa; Aconoidasida; Piroplasmida; Theileriidae
Exons: 1
Coding region: 1-189 (62 amino acids)
Source: RefSeq, a predicted model, not a curated record
AUGUUCAACAAAAUAGAUUUCGGAAUCCCAAGAGAAAUUGGUACUUUAGGGUUCGAGAAUACAAAACAGAUAAUGAAAUGGUGGAUUCAACAGUCAAUUGACCCGAAGAUGGAAUCCAUGCUUUUUACACAUCACAAAACCAUUGAUUUUGCUCAAAAUGUACAGUUUAUGCCUUCGAACAAUUUAUAA